Molecule: messenger RNA, 1836 nt
Organism: Scheffersomyces amazonensis
Lineage: Eukaryota; Fungi; Ascomycota; Pichiomycetes; Serinales; Debaryomycetaceae
Product: putative permease
Exons: 1
Coding region: 150-1778 (542 amino acids)
Biological process (GO): transmembrane transport
Cellular component (GO): membrane
Molecular function (GO): transmembrane transporter activity
Source: RefSeq, a predicted model, not a curated record
GUGUCAAUUGCAGUUUUUCUAAUACAGAUACAGUUUCUUCAAAAAAUCGGAAGGAUCCAUAAUACUAUUUAAACUUAUGUAAAUCCUAUUUUUUAACCUAUGUAAAAGUAUCUAUAUUCUUAUAAGUACAGUAGUCAAAGUCAAAGAAAAUGUCAUUAACUUGGUCAAAGGAUAUUAAGAAUUAUAAUGUUUCUAUAAGCAACAAAGAAGUAGAUGCGGAGUCUUUAAGUUCAGAUGAAACACAAGAUCAUAUUUUUCAAGAUCCAGUGAUUGCUGAGUACUAUAGAGAGUUAUAUGAAAGUACUAAAUAUGAAUGUAGAACGCACUUUGAUCCUGAAUUCACUUGGACACUGAAUGAAGAAAAGAAAGUCGUUAGAAAAACCGACUGGUAUGUUACGAUUUGGGCACUUCUUAUGUUUACUGCUUUAGAUUUUGAUAGGAGUAAUUUGGCACAAGCCUUGUCGGAUAAUUUCUUGGAAGAUUUAAAAAUAACAACCAAUGAUAUGAAUUUGGGAAGUACAAUUAAUUUAAUUUGCUUUUUAAGUGCCGAAUUGCCAUCUCAAUUGGUUUCCAAAUGGAUUGGAGCAGAUGUUUGGAUUCCAACUCAGAUGGUUUUAUGGAGUGUUGUGUCUAUUUCUCAAGCAGCUAUAAAGACUAGACUGGGAUUUUUUGUAACUAGAGCUCUUUUAGGAGCUCUUCAAGGUGGAUUUAUAUGUGAUGUAUGUUUAUGGAUGAGUUACUUCUAUACUUCUAAAGAAUUACCAAGUAGAAUAUCCAUUUUCUAUAUCGCAAAUCCAAUGACUACAGUUUGGUCCAGUUUGUUGGCAUUUGCUUUAUUGAAAGUUACAACUAAAGCAAUCCCCGAGGGUUGGAGAUGGUUGUUUAUUAUAGAAGGUGCUUUCACUUUAAUAGUUGGUGUAUUUUCUUAUUUUAAAAUGCCUGCUUCUCCAGUUCAAACAAAAGCUUGGUAUAGACGGAAAGGUUGGUAUACUGAUCGUGAAGAAAAGAUUGUUGUUAACAGAGUAUUGAGAGAUGAUCCCGAAAAGGGUUCUAUGCAUAAUAGACAACCUGUUGGACCAAAAGAAUUAGUUAAGGCUGUAUUUGAUGUUAAUUUAUUACCUAUCUAUAUUGUUCGUAUUCUUGGAGAUAUUGGUACUUCUCCAGUUUCAGGAUAUCUUCAGAUUGUCUUAAGGGGAAUGGGAUUGAGUACUUUCAAGACUAAUGCAUUUACUAUUCCAUAUAACAUUAUUUCAGUCUUUACAUUAUUACUUAUUGCUUGGGUUUCUGAAAAAUUAAAUAGUCGAGCUUUAGUUAUUGCAACCACUCCAAUUUGGGCUUUAGCAGGUUUAUUUCCCUUACGAUUUUGGAAAAAUGCUCAGAAAGAUAUUUAUGGUACCUUUGCAUUAUUGACGGUAUUAUUAGGACAUGCUCCUGUGUCAGCUCUUACUAUUUCCUGGUGUUCUUCUAAUUCUAAUUCUGUUAGAAGUAGAGCUGUUUCUGCUGCUGUUGUUAAUAUCUUUUCUCAAACUGCAUCUAUUAUAAGUUCCAAUAUUUAUCGUAUGGAUGAUGCUCCCUUAUACCACCGUGGUAAUGAAGUUCUUAUUGGAAUUGCGUUUGGUGCUGUGUUUGCCUGUGUAUUUACAAGACAAUAUUAUAUUUGGGUCAACAAGAAGAGAGAUGAAAAAUGGAAUGCAUUUACCCAAGAAGAGAAAGAGUAUUAUAUCAAUAAUACCACUGAUGAAGGUAAUAAGCGUUUAGAUUUUAGAUUCACAUAUUAGAGACUAAGUUAUGGUUUAUAAGUUUUUCAUAUUGUUAAUGAAAUGUUACUUAAUUAUG